Triticum aestivum (bread wheat) is the source of this 1893-nucleotide messenger RNA. RefSeq names its product putative wall-associated receptor kinase-like 16. Lineage: Eukaryota; Viridiplantae; Streptophyta; Magnoliopsida; Poales; Poaceae. Gene Ontology annotation, molecular function: calcium ion binding; ATP binding; protein serine/threonine kinase activity. Gene Ontology annotation, cellular component: plasma membrane. The coding region runs from base 1 to 1893 and encodes 630 amino acids. The record is from RefSeq and is a predicted model, not a curated record. Gene Ontology annotation, biological process: protein phosphorylation; cell surface receptor signaling pathway. The transcript has 6 exons.
AUGGAUGUUGUGACUGCAUAUUUGUAUGGGUCACUGGAUUCAGAUAUUUAUAUGGAAGUUCCUGAGGGAAUGAAGCUUCUGAAUCCAAAGGCUAAUUGCAACAUGUAUUGCGUAAAGCUUCAGAAGUCAUUGUAUGGCUUGAAGCAGUCAGGAAGAAUGUGCGUGCUCAUCGCUGAGACGGGCUGGUUUCACAGGGAUUUGUCCACAGAUCUGACAGACCCAACGCGUGGCCAGUGGCAGAAGACCAUUCUGCGGGUCCCCUUGAUUCUCAGUUGGGUGGUGCCGCAGGGCACGUCCCAUGAUAUGAAAUACCCCGGUGAGGCAGCCUGGAGAAUCUGCAAGAGCACCAACAGCGAACCCAGAGCCGCCGCAUAUUUUCCAGUAAGAGGCAAUUCGUGCGAGUGCAAGGAGGGGUACCAGGGCAACCCUUAUAUCACCGGCGGAUGCCAAGAUAUCAAAGAGUGUGAUCAGAAAGAAGAACAUGGAUGUUUCGGAGACUGCGAGGAACUACCGGGGACGUUCCAGUGCCGUUGCCCCGAAGGGUACCAGGGCAACCCUUACCUCACUGGCGGAUGCCAAGAUAUCAAGGAGUGUGAUCAGAAAGAAGAACAUGGAUGUUUCGGAGACUGCGAGGAACUACCCGGGACGUUCCGGUGCCGUUGCCCCGAAGGGUUCCAUGGCAACUACUCCAUAUCCGGCGGCUGCUUUAAGUCUGUAAACACAGGUCGCUCGGGUUUAAUCAUUGGUCUUUCCGUUGCUAGUGGCCCAUGCAUUCUACUUUUGAUUCUUGGCGCACUUCUCAUAAUCCGUGAUAUUGAGCAACACAAGGGAAAGAUGAUGAGACAGAAGUUCUUUAAUCAAAAUCGUGGACAAUUGUUGAAGCAGUUAGUGUCUCAUAGGGCAGACAUUGCGGAGAGGAUGAUAAUCCCCUUGGAGGAGCUACAAAAGGCCACCAACAAUUUCGAUCAAGUUCGUAGGCUCGGUGGAGGAGGGCAUGGCACUGUUUACAAGGGGAUUUUGUCAGACUUGCAUGUCGUGGCCAUCAAGAAGUCAAAUAUCGUGGUCAAGAGAGAAAUCGAUGAGUUUAUAAAUGAGGUUGCCAUACUAUCGCAAAUCAACCAUAGGAACAUUGUAAAGCUCCAUGGAUGUUGCCUCGAGACAGAAGUCCCUUUACUAGCCUAUGAGUUUAUCUGCAAUGGAACCCUUAGUGACCAUCUUCACACGGGAGCACUAGGAUCACUAUCUUGGGAUGAUAGGUUAAGGAUCGCAAGUGAAAUAGGCAAAGCUCUUGGUUACCUUCAUUCUUCCGUAACAGUGCCUGUUAUACACAUGGAUAUCAAGCCUUCCAACAUACUUCUUGACGAUGCCUUGAUAGCAAAAAUUUCAGAUUUUGGAGCUUCGAGGUACAUUCCCAUGGAUAAAACAGGGUUAACAACAAUAACCGCAGUGCAAGGAACUAUAGGGUACUUAGACCCUAUGUACUACUACACGGGACGCCUAACGGAAUGUAGUGAUGUCUAUAGCUUUGGAGUCCUUCUCGUUGAGUUGCUUACUAGGAAGAAUCCAUCUUCCUAUAGAUCAUCUGAAGGUGAUGGGCUUGUCAUGCAGUUUGUUGAACUACUUGCCGAAGGCAAUCUGGCCGAGAUACUAGAUCCACAAGUUUUAGAGGAGGCAGCAGAGGAGCGACCAACCAUGAGGCAAGUAGAGAUGGCACUGGAAGCUCUCCAAGCGCCCAAGGAGCGUGCCAUGGGUGAUCUGCCAACAGAAAAAGAUGACAGGAAAUAUGUGGCAGUGGGUUAUGCAUCUACCAUCGGAGGAACAAGCCUGCCGGAAGCGAGCAGGCGUCAUAGCCUAGAAGAAGAGUUUAAUUUGUCUGCAAGAUAUCCUCGGUAG